Hevea brasiliensis (rubber tree) is the source of this 672-nucleotide messenger RNA. Its product is annotated as transcription factor bHLH168-like. Bases 1 to 672 code for a protein of 223 amino acids. The record is from RefSeq and is a predicted model, not a curated record. Gene Ontology annotation, molecular function: DNA-binding transcription factor activity, RNA polymerase II-specific; RNA polymerase II transcription regulatory region sequence-specific DNA binding; protein dimerization activity. Gene Ontology annotation, cellular component: RNA polymerase II transcription regulator complex. Lineage: Eukaryota; Viridiplantae; Streptophyta; Magnoliopsida; Malpighiales; Euphorbiaceae. Gene Ontology annotation, biological process: regulation of transcription by RNA polymerase II. The transcript is spliced from 3 exons.
AUGGAACAUAGCAGUAGCUCAUUUAGACUUCAACGAACUAUGAAAGAGAGAGAUCGAAGAAUGCACAUGAGAGAUCUCCUUGCCACUCUAGCUUCGGUUGUUCGUCCCCAAGCAACUUCCAAGUGCAUGCAUGUUUUGUUACAGCUGACAGUUCCACAACUCUUGGAUCAAGCCGCCAUUCAUGUGAGGCAGAUGCAUGCGAGAAUAGAGGAACUGAAGCUAAGAAAGGAACAAGCCAAAGGAUAUGGGAAUUUUUCCAGAGAUUCUCACAGGACAGGCAACUCAAGUAAACUACCUGUACUAGAUAUAAGAAGUAGUGAUUAUACUGUGGAAGUGAACUUGAUAUGUGGAUUGAACGAGAACUUCAUGUUACAUGAAGUUAUCCAUGUUCUUCAAGAAGAAGGAGCUGAAGUAAUGAGCUUUUCAAGCCAUCAAGCCGGUGCACGUAUCAUGUAUAUAAUUAAGACCCAGGCUCUCGGUGUUAGAAUUGGAAUAAACACAUUGAGAAUUCAUGAGAGAUUAAAGGAAUUGCUAUACACCGACUUUUUCGGGUUUGCCUCAACUUUGAGUUCAUAUACAGAUACACAGAAAGGCAAGGGAUCAGAAGGAACUUAUCAGAAUUGGUGGCCUGAAUAUAGCAAUCGGGGACCUGAAGGAACUUAUCGGAACUAG